UUAAACUUGAACUUUCAAACCGUUAACUUGUGAUGUUGUGAAAACAACGAAAGUAAAAUAAUUAUAAAUACUUUUGCUCUGUGUAGGAAUUAUUGUAAAAAUAAACGAAAAUGAUGCCCAACAGAUAUGUGUCUGGCCAUUCUACGGCUAUACGCAAAUCGAGACUGGAUAACAAGCCUUCGCUACUACCAGUGCGACGCCAGGGCUCCACAGAUCGCACCUCAACAGAAGCCCGACGGCCUUCUACAACCAGCAUGCGUUCCAGUAGUGCAGAGCCUGCUAGGGUCACUUAUGCUGGAGCACGCUUGAGUAAAGAUGCUUCAGCUACAAAAUUGUCCACAAAUGGGAGGUCUCGAUCACAGACGGGUGAGCACAGAUACUUGCAGGCCACCACCACUCCCCUGCGAAGCAGCCAGUACUCCAGACCUACCACUACACCAUUGAGGACUCCAGAGGACAGAAGCAGUCGCAGCUGGGAGACCAGCCUCGAGAGGGUGUUAGCAUUUGUCACCGUAAAGGAUCAAAGGCAGAUAUCGAGCGUGGCGUGGCAGCGCGCGGAGUACUCCCGCGUGUGCGCCCAGCUGGGGGCGCGCGGCGGGGCGGGCGCGGCGCUGGUGCGACCACUCACCAUCGCCCGCUUCGUGGACAUCGUGGCGGAGCUGCUGGCCGCCAUCAUCGGUGACGCCAAGCUGUCUACCGACAACUACGUCACGAAGUUGCCGCACCUGUCUAAAAAGCUCCUGUACCCCAGCCCCGUGUCCAAGUCGUGGCUGAAGACUGUCAACACACUCCACGCGUUCCCGCAGGCGCUGGCUCUCAUCGGUUACCUCCUGGACUUGGCUACACAUUGCCAAAUGCCUGUGUCCGAUGAAUGGCUGUACGUCUGCAAGGACGAGUUGUCUUGCCUGAGGCGAGACUACCUCAGCAAGUGCUGGAUACGAUUCCAAGAGCCAGCGGGCGCUGAGCACGAGGAUCUUAACGAAGAGUACCUGAGCAGUUUGAAGGCGCUAAUGGGCGACGAUGACGAGAUGAUACAUCAGCUGGAACAGGAUAUAAAAGAGUACGAGCGUCGCUUGGAAGAUGAGGAGGAGCUGGCGGCGCGCGCGGACGAGGCGCGGCGCGCGGAGAGGCGCGAGGCGCUCGCGGCCGCCGUGCGCAGCGAGCGAGGCGCGAGGCGGGCCGCGGCCGCCGCCAUCGCGGCGCAGCGGGCCGCGAGGCACGACCACAGCGAGGCGGUCCGCCUGUUGGACGCGGAGAUGGAUCGCGCCAGCGCGGAGAUCGAGCAGCUACGGGCAGAACUAGAACAGCAACCAUUGUCCGUGGAGGAACGUACCAGGUUGCUGGACGAAGUGGACUACGCCACCAGGGUGCAUGACUCCAAGCGAGCGUUGGCCGAUCAGAUCUCCAAGAUGUUACUAAGCAAAGAGACUGAGCUAGCGCAGUGGCAAAAGCGGACCCUCGACAGCUGCGUGGAGUACAAGCAGGGCCUCAUUCACAUCUCCGCUCAGCUACCCGCGCUUGCGAGUCUCGCCAUCGAAGAGAAAGAGCUGAUGGGUGCGGAGUGCGCAGCGUAUAUGGCCACAGCGGUCGAGGCGCUGCGAGAAGAGGGCGCGCGACUCUCCGGCCGGAAGGCAGAGCUUUUGCGCACCCGGAGUGCGCUGUGCAGGAAGCGAGCCGUACUGCUGGAAGAAACGCGCUCCAAAAUAGCGGAUGUGAAAUCGAAUAUGCAACGCGAGCAACAAUCCAUGCAAGCGGAGUUAGCCAAGGAGUCUUCAGAAGCAGCCGCCUGGAGCAAAGAACAGCUGGAGAUCAGCACUCGCCUGGAACAGCUGCGAGCCAACCAGGAGGAGUACGCCAAGGUCGAUGCUGAGCUACGUUUCUGGGAGAAGCAGGACUCCGCAUGGCGCGCCAAACUGGCGGAACUGCGCGCGUAUAUCGACGCCCAACGACUAAACGCACAGCAAAGGACGGACGCGGUGCGUGCGCGGCGCCUUGCCAGCGUGCGAGACGUACUGGCUCUGUGGCACGCGAAGCUCAGCCGCUGACGGCCAACCCCACGUCGCGCUUGCCAUUUACGUUCUUCCAAAAGCCUUUGUAUAUUUAUUAUAUGGGAAAGUGACGUUUGACAGCAGUGAUCUUGAAAACUACACCCUGCCGGAACGCCAAACAGCUGAGCGGCACGACUUUGUAGCCGGUAGUAACCAGCCACGGCCAAAACCUCUCACCAGACCUCUUAUAUAAAAUACUGUACAUAACUUGGUUUGUAAUUAAUGAUAAGUUUAUAGUAUUGAGUGUUGAUUAAAUAGUUUCGUUUUGUAUAUGCAA
This is a messenger RNA of Pararge aegeria (speckled wood butterfly), 2325 nucleotides long. It is a transcript of the gene Ndc80, whose product is annotated as kinetochore protein NDC80 homolog. Gene Ontology annotation, cellular component: Ndc80 complex. Gene Ontology annotation, biological process: attachment of mitotic spindle microtubules to kinetochore. The transcript has 15 exons. The record is from RefSeq and is a predicted model, not a curated record. The coding region runs from base 111 to 2045 and encodes 644 amino acids. NCBI's taxonomy places the organism in Eukaryota, Metazoa, Arthropoda, Insecta, Lepidoptera, Nymphalidae.